AUGGGUGACCCAAUCGACGAACCCAGCAUGGCGUCGCUGAACGCCGCGAAGCAGCAUCUCAGGGCUGCUAUGAAGCAGAAGCUCAAGGCGCUCCCCCAUGACGCCAUCCUGUCACAAAGCUUCAAAGUCUACCAGACCCUGCGUACUCUUAAGCCGUACGCGAAUGCAAAGAGGAUAAGCGUCUUCCUGUCCAUGCCGAGCGGGGAGAUCCAGACCGAUGCUAUUGUUAGGGACGCGCUGGCGACCGGGAAACAAGUCUUCAUCCCGUACCUCCACAAGAACCCCGCACCAGCCCCAGGCCACCCGGCGCGCGUCAUGGACAUGGUGUGCCUGAGAGAUCUCGCCGAUUACGAGUCGCUCAAGCCAGAUAAAUGGGGCAUCCCUAGCCUCGAUGCGGCGACCGUCCGCGGGAGGCAGAGAUUGUUUGGCGAUGGUCCUGAUGGGCAGCCCGCGAACGAACUACUGCUGGAUCUCAUCCUUAUGCCAGGCGUGGCGUUCGAUGUGAGCCCGAACGGCGACCAGAUCCGUCGGCUUGGACACGGCAAGGGCUUCUAUGACUAUUUUCUUAGCCGGCACGAGGCUAAGGCUGCAUCGCUAGGGCAGCAGGAAUCCCCUGUAUUGCUUUAUGGCUUAGCGCUGUCGGAACAGCUCCUAUCUCCAUCCGAGGGGGCGGUACCUGUUGGGCCCCAUGACAAACCGUUACACGGCUUAAUCCUUGGCAACGGUGAGAUCAAAGGACCGCUGGCGCCUCCUGUAAACAAAACAGACUAA
Molecule: messenger RNA, 771 nt
Organism: Thermochaetoides thermophila DSM 1495
Lineage: Eukaryota; Fungi; Ascomycota; Sordariomycetes; Sordariales; Chaetomiaceae
Product: 5-formyltetrahydrofolate cyclo-ligase-like protein
Exons: 2
Coding region: 1-771 (256 amino acids)
Biological process (GO): tetrahydrofolate interconversion; folic acid-containing compound biosynthetic process
Cellular component (GO): mitochondrion
Molecular function (GO): 5-formyltetrahydrofolate cyclo-ligase activity
Source: RefSeq, a predicted model, not a curated record